Molecule: messenger RNA, 1041 nt
Organism: Lasiodiplodia theobromae
Lineage: Eukaryota; Fungi; Ascomycota; Dothideomycetes; Botryosphaeriales; Botryosphaeriaceae
Product: Glycerate-and formate-dehydrogenase
Exons: 2
Coding region: 1-1041 (346 amino acids)
Cellular component (GO): cytosol
Molecular function (GO): NAD binding; glyoxylate reductase (NADPH) activity; hydroxypyruvate reductase [NAD(P)H] activity
Source: RefSeq, a predicted model, not a curated record
AUGUCGGCCAGCGUAAAAGCUGCAAAGCCGAAGGCGCUUUGCCUGCGCAACCCUGAAUGGGUUGGCGAUGACUUUCUAGACAAGUUCCGUGAAAAGUUCGAGUUACACGUCAUUGACGUUCCGGACCGGACAGAAUGGUUCCUCAACAUUGACCAGAAGGUCAAACAGGACGGUCCAUUCCAGGCCAUGAUGAUUCGCAUGGGAACUCAUCCAUACGGCAACUUCGACCGCGACUUUUUUGCACCGCUUCUUCCUGACCUCAAAAUCAUCGCAUCGGCAUCUGCAGGUUACGACGAGUUUAGUGUUGACUGGAUGACGUCUCAAAACAUUUGGUUUUGCAACACUGUUGAUGCAGUUUCCGAAGCUACUGCCGACAUGGCCAUCUUCCUCAUGCUCGCCGCCAUUCGCGACACCACUCGUGCCGAGAAGGCAGCGAGGGAGAGCAGGUGGCGGGCAGACCACGUACCAAGUCGUGACCCCGCGGGCAUGAAGUUGGGAAUCAUCGGGAUGGGUGCUAUCGGCAAGCACAUUGCACGGAAAGCGAGCGUCUUCAACCUGGACAUCCAAUACCACAACCGGAGACGCCUUUCUGAAGCAGAUGAAGCGACAUACCACGCCAAAUACUGCCAGACCAUGCAAUCAUUGCUUGAGACUUCUGAUAUAGUCUCCAUCAGCGUGCCAUUGAACGCCGAAACGACUGGCAUGAUUGGUGUGGGGGAAUUUGCGGCGAUGAAGGAUUCAAGCAUAUUGAUCAAUACCUCUCGCGGUGCAGUCAUUGAUGAGCAGGCACUGGUCAACGCCUUGGAAUCUGGAAAGAUCUGGAGGGCCGGCCUGGACGUCUUUUGUGGCGAACCCAAAAUCCAUGACUAUUUCAGGAAGAGCGAGAAGGUCAUAAUCCAACCGCACAUGGGAGGACUGACCCAGAUGAGUUUCAGAAAGGCAGAGAGGGAGUGCUUGGAGAACAUCAGGGCUUUCUUCGAAACCGAGCGUCCAGUAGCGCCGGUGAAUGAGCUGGGUGCUUGGAAAGCAUACAGCGGGUGA